AUUGGAUCCAGACCUGCAGUCGUGGAUCAAAUGUCUGUUAAGAUCUAUGUGAAGGCCCAGUUCGAGUAYGACCCCUCCAAAGAUGAACUUAUCCCCUGCAAGGAGGCCGGUAUCCAUUUCAGAGUGGGCGACAUCAUCCAGAUUAUCUCCAAAGAUGACCACAACUGGUGGCAGGGAAAGCUGGAGAACACUAAGAAUGGCACGGCAGGCCUCAUCCCCUCACCAGAGCUGCAGGAGUGGCGAGUGGCAUGCAUGGCCAUGGAGAAGACCAAGCAGGAGCAACAGGCCAGCUGCACCUGGUUUGGCAAGAAGAAGAAGCAGUACAAAGAUAAAUAUCUGGCAAAGCACAACGCAGUGUUUGAUCAACUAGAUCUGGUCACCUACGAGGAGGUGGUGAAGCUUCCUGCCUUCAGGAGGAAAACACUGGUUUUGUUAGGUGCUCAUGGAGUGGGCAGGAGACACAUCAAGAACACGCUCAUAACCAAACACCCUGACAGAUUCGCCUACCCCAUCCCUCACACAACCAGACCUCCAAAGAAGGACGAGGAGAACUGGAAGAACUACUACUUUGUUUCUCAUGAGCAGAUGAUGCAGGACAUCAGUAACAAUGAGUACCUGGAGUACGGCAGUCAUGAGGACGCCAUGUAUGGGACACGGUUGGAGACCAUAAGGAAGAUCCACCAGCAGGGUCUGGUUGCUAUACUCGAUGUAGAACCUCAGGCCCUGAAGGUCCUGCGGACAGCAGAGUUUGUCCCAUAUGUCAUUUUUAUUGCUGCGCCAACCAUCACACCAGGCAUCACCGAG
Molecule: messenger RNA, 804 nt
Organism: Austrofundulus limnaeus
Lineage: Eukaryota; Metazoa; Chordata; Actinopteri; Cyprinodontiformes; Rivulidae
Product: peripheral plasma membrane protein CASK
Molecular function (GO): protein binding
Source: RefSeq, a predicted model, not a curated record